This is a messenger RNA of Anneissia japonica, 935 nucleotides long. RefSeq names its product SRA stem-loop-interacting RNA-binding protein, mitochondrial-like. Gene Ontology annotation, molecular function: poly(G) binding; poly(U) RNA binding; mRNA 3'-UTR binding. Gene Ontology annotation, biological process: positive regulation of mRNA splicing, via spliceosome; spermatogenesis. The record is from RefSeq and is a predicted model, not a curated record. The transcript has 4 exons. Bases 80 to 394 code for a protein of 104 amino acids. NCBI's taxonomy places the organism in Eukaryota, Metazoa, Echinodermata, Crinoidea, Comatulida, Comatulidae.
GGUUUUACGAAUGAAAGUUCAAAGGUCUUGCUAGCUCACGUCGUGUCGCACGUUAGGUCAGAAUUUCUCCCCAAAAAAUAUGGCCAGUGGUAGGCAAGCAGCAAAGAAAGCUUGUGAAAUAUUUGUUGCAAGACUACCAUGGACAGUAGGACCAUGUGAGCUUCGAAGUUAUUUUAGUGAGUUUGGUAAUGUGAAGCAGGUGAAUGUUCCAUUUGAUAUUAAAACUGGGUUUUCACGCGGGUUUGGCUUAGUACAAUUUGAAACAGUACAAGAAAUGAAGACUGCAGUGCAACAAGAAGUUCAUAUAGUAGAGGGAAGGAGGGUUCAAGUUCAACAAAGUGGAAUGCCAACAAAACCAGAAAGACUUCAAAUAAAUGGCAACUUCAUUGGUUGAAUCAGUAGAUCACUAGAGAGAUUUUGGAACCUUACAAAAACGAUAACGAAUACGCCAUUUUUAUUUGUGCUAUACAAGCUGAAUGUGUGAUCAUUGAUUCAUGCAAAAGGCGUGAUACAGCUACAUUGUGACAUAUGCUGCUGUAGGGGAAGGAUUGUCUAAAAAUGUGAUGUAUUCGUUUCGUUUCGUAAGCUUGCAAAAACUCCCUAUUGUUGUUUCGGAGACUGGUGCAAGAACAGUAGCUCCAAGAUGUGGCAAUAGAUGGUUAUUUUGAAUUGAAUAAUAAUACCAUAAUAAAAAAUGUUCAUAGCCUACACAUUUUGCAGAUUUUAUACUAAAGAUUUUAUUUGUUGAAAGUCCCAUAAAAGACUUUAAAAUUGAUACGGUACCACUUAAAUGAAAUGCAACACAAGAGCUGAUUGCACUAAGAUUAGCCAUGUAUAUUGUGUAAUGCAAUUUGAAUAUCACUCUUUUUAAUAUCAUUUAGUACUCUACCUGUGUAUGUAAAAAGAUGACAUGAAUUAAAAAUUGAGUGAGUUUA